UACCAAAAACCCAAAAAAUCCAAAACAAAACCUUGAAUUUUUUACAUCAUAACCAAUCAACAAUAAUGAUACUACUACAACAUGACCAAGUCCAUCGCUAGUAUUAGUUCUUCUAAACAAUAAAAUCUCCCUCCCAAAAAUCUCUCUUUUACUGUUUCCUCAAAUCUCUCUCUCUCUCUCUCUCUCUCAAUCCCACAAAAAUCUCAUCUUUAAGGUUUCAAGAACACUCAUGGGUCUUCGUCUUCUUCAAGAAAAAUUCAACUUUUGUCACUUCCACUCUGAAAAAUCCAAUCUUUAAAUGGAGAUUCAACGACCAGUCAUCAACCUCAUGGUUCUUCACUCUCAACACGAUAAAAGCGACAACCUUUCCCGACGAGAAUCUCUCCCCGGCAAACCCAAAUGGAGAAUCUCUUUAUCCCGCUCCUCUUCAUCUUCUUCGUCAAACAACAACUCUCCGACCAAACCAGAGAUCCCAUCAGAGUUUCUCUGUCCGAUCUCAGGUUCUUUAAUGGCUGAUCCAAUCAUUGUCUCUUCUGGUCACUCCUACGAAAGAGCUUGUGUCAUCGCUUCUAAAAACCUAGGCUUUACUCCAAACCCACCUCCAGAUUUCUCCACCGUGAUACCAAAUCUCGCCUUGAAAUCCGCAAUUCUCAGCUGGUGUGAACGACGGUGUUUCCCACCGCCGAAGCCGCUCGACUCCGCCGCCGCUGAGAAGCUUAUACUCACGUUAAUGGAGAAAACACAAAGAAGAAAAGUCUCUGUUUCAGAGAAAGAGCUUAUCCAAGCAAUUAGAGAUAAACCAUCAGCGAGACUUAACCACGCCGCGACGGAGCUUGACCGGAGACCUAAUUACUUCAAUUCAAGCUCCGACGAGUCAAUAGCUUCGUCGAGCCGUACACUACAGUUAGCAACCAAACCAAGUUGCUUCUCUUCACCUUCAUCAGGAGAAAUCGAUUCUUUAGAACCAAACCUAACACCUGAAGAAGAAGCUUUACUCAUAAAGCUAAAGAGUAAUCGAAUCUCAGAGAUUGAAGAAGCUUUGGUUUCGAUUCGACGCGUUACAAGAAUCGACGAAGGUUCAAGAAUCAGUUUAUGUACGACGAGAAUCAUCUCCGCGCUUAAGUCACUGAUCGUUUCGAGAUACACGACGGUUCAGGUGAAUGUCACGGCGGUUCUUGUAAACUUGUCUUUGGAGAAAUCUAAUAAAGUUAAGAUCGUACGGUCAGGAAUCGUUCCGCCGUUGAUCGACGUUUUGAAAUGCGGCUCCGUCGAAGCUCAGGAGCAUUGCGCCGGAGUUGUUUUCAGUUUAGCUCUUGAAGACGAGAACAAGACGGCGAUUGGUGUUCUCGGAGGUUUAGAACCGUUGCUUCAUCUGAUCCGAGUUGGUACUGAGUUGACUCGGCAUGACUCGGCGUUGGCUCUGUAUCAUCUCUCUCUAGUGCAGAGCAACAGAGGGAAGCUUGUUAAGCUCGGAGCUGUACAGAUACUUUUGAACAUGGUGAGUUUAGGACAGAUGAUUGGUCGUGUUUUGUUGAUUCUUUGUAACAUGGCUUCGUGUCCGGUGAGUAGACCAGCUUUGCUUGACUCGGGAGGUGUUGAAUGUAUGGUUGGGGUAUUGAGAGGAGCUAGAGAGGUCAAUGAGUCGACUCGGGAGAGCUGUGUUGCGGUUUUGUAUGGACUGAGUCACGAUGGUGGUUUGAGGUUUAAAGGGUUGGCUAUGGCGGCGAAUGCGGUGGAGGAGUUGGUGAAAGUGGAGAGGAGUGGGAGAGAGAGAGCUAAGCAGAAGGCGAGAAGAGUUUUGGAAGUGAUGAGAGCUAAAAUGGAAGAUGAUGAGUCGCCGGAGAAUGAGGAGGUUGAUUGGGAAGAGUUGCUUAAUUCCGGUGAUGUUAGUCUGAGCCGGUAUCGACUCGGUGGUGAGAAAUCGUGUGUUAACUCGGCCGAGUUUUGACGUGUCCUUUUUUUUAACUCGUAAUUUCUUUGCUUUUCUAAAAAAAAAGAUUAAUUGUGGAUUUUUUAAUAAUUUAAUUUCUAAAUAAUAGGGUUUGGGGUUGUAAUUAGUUGGAAAUGAGAUUUUUUUUUUCCUUUCGUGUAAGUUAUUAUUUUCUG
Molecule: messenger RNA, 2106 nt
Organism: Capsella rubella
Lineage: Eukaryota; Viridiplantae; Streptophyta; Magnoliopsida; Brassicales; Brassicaceae
Product: U-box domain-containing protein 40
Exons: 1
Coding region: 299-1948 (549 amino acids)
Biological process (GO): protein ubiquitination
Cellular component (GO): cytoplasm; nucleus
Molecular function (GO): ubiquitin-protein transferase activity; protein binding
Source: RefSeq, a predicted model, not a curated record